Messenger RNA from Lethenteron reissneri (Far Eastern brook lamprey), 9939 nucleotides. Its product is annotated as zinc finger and BTB domain-containing protein 18.2-like. NCBI's taxonomy places the organism in Eukaryota, Metazoa, Chordata, Hyperoartia, Petromyzontiformes, Petromyzontidae. The record is from RefSeq and is a predicted model, not a curated record. Gene Ontology annotation, biological process: regulation of transcription by RNA polymerase II. Gene Ontology annotation, cellular component: nucleus. Gene Ontology annotation, molecular function: protein binding; DNA-binding transcription factor activity, RNA polymerase II-specific.
UGCUGCUGUGACUGCUGUUGCUGCUGCUGUUACUGCUGCUGCUGUGACUGCUGUUACUGCUGUUGCUGCUGCUGCUGUGACUGCUGCUGUUGCUGCUGCUGCUGUGACUGCUGCUGUUGCUGCUGUUACUGCUGCUGCUGUGACUGCUGCUGUUGCUGCUGCUGCUGUGACUGCUGCUGUUGCUGCUGCUGCUGCUGUGACUGCUGAUGUUACUGCUGCUGCUGUGACUGCUGCUGUUGCUGCUGUGACUGCUGCUCGUCGCUCCCUCGGCUCCCCCGGUCGGCGGUGGAAUUCUAUCGCGCGGACACCGCGGAAGGAGCGCGUCGCUAGCGAACGCGCGCGUCCCACGGCGCUCGCGUUGGGAGGCCAUCGAGAGAGUGCGUGGCGAGGUGGAGGGGGGGCGCUGGGCACCACCACGCUGAUUGUACGGCGGCGAGACAUCCCCCGCUGCUGCUGCGGCUGCUGCUGCGGCUGAUAUCGCGACGUAGCGAAGGGAUUCCGGGGAAGCGGAGUGAGUCGCGAGAAUUCAGCUCACGGCGCGUGUGUCUCGGCGCGUGUGACUGGCUCGCUGGCUGGGCGCAAGUCCGUAGCGAGCGCGUCUCUUCGCUGGGGCAUUAGCACGUGCAGCGAGCUGCUCCCUGUGCGCUCGCUCACGUCGGUGGUAGCGAGCGAGUGGCUCUUUGCCGUGAACCUUAAACACACACCCCACCCACUCACCUACCCCAGCCACCUCGUACCCAUCGCCUCGACAACAAACGCCGACCAACCAUCUCGGAGUCAACUCGCUCCCUGCCCAGCGAAUACAGCGCAGGCUAUGAGCAGUGGAGGAUGGAGUUCCCGGGCCACGGCGAGCGGCUGCUGCGGGGCCUGAGGCAACAGCUGCUGCGCGGCUUCCUGUGCGACGUGACGGUGCGCGUGGGGCCCGCACACUUCCGCGCCCAUCGAGCCGUCCUCGCCGCCUGCAGCCUCCACUUCCAACUGUCGUGCCGCGCCGGGCACCGUGCGGUGCCCAGCCCCGGGCCCACCGACCGUCCUGCCAAACGCGAGCGCUUCGACGGGGACAGUGAGGGUGGCGGCGACGGCGGACUCGGCGCGGAGGUGGACGAGAAGGGGGUGGCGACCGGCGAGAGGCGCAGAGUGAAAUGGGAGAGGGCCGAGCCGGACCACGACGUCCAUAAUCGCUGCCGCCGCCCCCCCGUUGACGAAGGCUACGGCUGUCAAGGCGCAUGGCCCCGACGGAGCGACGGCUUUCUCCUGCACGGGGCCGGCGGAGGGAACCACCGGCCGCACGCCAUUAUCAGCGACACGGCGGCGGCGUUUCGAGCGCGCCUCGAGGACGAGCGUCUCGGCGACGCGGAGAGUGCCGAAAGCUGCCGCGGGCGAGAUGAGGCGGAGCGCGGGCCGAGGCACGGGCGCUUCAGAGAGGAGCGCCUACCGGGCGGCGGGGUGGUGGCGAGACGCGAGCGGCAGAACGGCGGCGAGAGGCGCCGCGAGGAGGAAGGCGGCACCGGCCGCGGGGACGGGGGCAGCGGGGGCGGCGUGGACGAAAGGUCCCCGUGCCUCCGAGGCGGUGACGGAGACGCGCCGAGCGGCGUCGUUCCCGACGACGCCCGCCUCGUCAACGGCUGCGGGCCGACGGAUCGGCCGUCAAGGGAGAGGGCCGGGAAGCGAGACACGGCCCGCCAUCGGGGUGAUGGGACGCCACGGGAAUCGGAGCACGGCGACGGCGCGACGGGGGAGCGCCGGCCCGUCGCCGGCUCGGAGGGCGACCCGGACCACGCCUGCGUCAUCGACCUCAACCCGGAGAUGGUGACGCCCUCAGCGUUCGCCAUCCUCCUCGACUUCAUGUACCAGGGCAGCCUCAGGGUGGAUGCCCUGCCACCCGAGGACCUGCUGGCGGCCGCCAGCUACCUGCACAUGUACGACGUGGUGAAGGCGUGCAGCCAGCAGCUGGCGUACCAGCACGUGGGCCGGCCGGCGGGUGGGAGUCACCUCUCCGGGCCGGACGGUACCUGCCGUGAAGACGACAACGGCGGGGGUGGAGGCGGUACCCGCUGGUCGAGCAGAAAUGGCCGGGGCUUUGAGGAGGACGGCUUCAAGGGGGAAGCGGAGAGCGGGUCCUACCACCACCUCCACCAUCACCACCAUCUCCACCUGCUACGCAAGGACGUGGAUAUCAAGGCAGAGGCUCCGCCAUCCAGGAGGAUGGAGGAGCCGGACAAGGUCUUCAACGGGAAGUUUCCUGGGGGAAGCCGGAACGACGUGGAGCGCUGGGCCAAGGCUUCUCCAGCGACGAGCAACGGCAGCGACGUGGAGAACGACCGCGCGCUGGACUUGUCCUUCAGGCCGGUGCUGCCCACCCGCUUCCCCUCCCCCGCGUGGCACGUGGAGGCCGAGCGGCGCCGCAAGCCGCUACCGUGCGCCGUCAAACCGGACCGUGAGGCCGCCGAGCCCGAGGAGGAUGAGGAGGGGCUCCUGGGGGAGCUGCAUCCGCAUCUGCCGCGGUACGAGAGCGUGGUGAGGAAGGCCGGACCCGCCGCGCCACUCGCAGGCGGCAUUGGCGGCGACGGUGGCGGCAGCGGUGACGAGCGUGGCUCCUCGCCGACGGAGACGGACGGCAGCCCUCGCUCCGACGCCAGCAGCGUCGGCGGCGGCGGCCCCUGCGCGGCGGGGAUCGGCAGGCAGAGCCACGAACUGGUGGCGGCGGGAGGGGCGCCCGCGGAGGCGUUUGCCUACGCCCUGCCGUUUGUAUCCGCCGCGGCCGCGGCCGCGGCCGCCGCGGCCGGCGUGUUCGCCUGCCCCCUCUGCAGCUGCAUCUUCCCGGCGCCGCAGCUGCUGCAGAUGCACCUGAGCGCCCACUUCUGCGACACGGACGCCCGGCGCUGCGGGAAGGCGGCGCCGCUCCAACGCGGCGGCGGCCAGUUCGGCUUCGGCGGCGGCAGCGGAGGAGGAGCGUCGGGGAACGGGGCGAGUGGCGUCGGCGCGUCCGGAUCCGGCGUGGGGACGCCCACGUGCUCGCAGUGCGGCAAGACAUUCUCGUGCGCGUACACGCUGCGGCGGCACGAGCGCACGCACUCGGGCGAGAAGCCGUACACGUGCGCCACGUGCGGCAAGAGCUUCCAGUACUCGCACAACCUGAGCCGGCACGCCGUGGUGCACACGCGCGAGAAGCCGCACGCCUGCAAGUGGUGCGAGCGGCGCUUCACGCAGUCGGGCGAUCUCUACCGCCACAUCCGCAAGUUCCACUGCAACCUGCUGUCGAGCGUCGCGGCGGCGCAGUGAGAGCGAUCGGGCGUCGUGCACCACGUACGCGUGUGCGCGCGCACGUGCCUGUGUGGUGGUGUGCGUAUGCAAGCGGCGAGCACGCCGGUAGUGCGGUCGCCGUCAUCGUAUUUAUGUUGUUGUUUCUUUCACAAAGUUCGAAAGGCAGUGCGCACGCGCGCACGGCCGGUCAAGUCCACGCGCUCGCAUUUACCGGUUUAUUGUGACGCGUUUAUCUUGAGAACAAAACGCACGCGUGUGUGUGUGUGUUUGAUUCCCGCUCACGGUCAACACCCAGUGACGAUUAUCUGAACCGAUCCUGGGCUUCCCCUAGGUUGACUCAGCCUCAAAUGAGUACCUGGUGCGAUGUGUAAACAUCACCACCAGGGAGACAAGAUGGCCAGGCUUGGUGCUGGCAACCCACCCCCUUGUGUGCCGUGACGGCCUUCAUAGGUGCUGCUCGCUAACAGCGCUUGCUCCUACCGUCUGUUAAGGCUACACGGGGGAUUUUUGUCUUUGUGUGUGUGAGUGUGGUGGCGUACGCCUGUGAAUCGAGCACUUUGGUUCGUCUGUACGUGUUACAAACCACCGUUGACCAGUUAAAUGGUACAGCAAGUAGGUUCCCUGAACUAUCUGUAUGGAUUUCCAUUAUCCCUCCUCGCAUGCGUUGGGUUUUCUCCGAGCGCUCCGUUUUUUUCCUCCCACCCUCAAAUGGCUCAUUUGCCGAAUGUGUCAAAUCUUUUUAGCGAGACUAAAGGCUACAGGGCUGCGUCUUUGUAGAACGUUGUCCAAUGCAUAUGGCUCGGUUGUCGACUUUGAACAAAGAACUUAAGGAUUCACUAACAUAUCACGCAACUUCCACAAAUUAUUUUCCAACUAUUAAACAGCUUAAACCCAAACAUGAAAAGUAAACAAUUUUUUUUCAUAUUUGUAUUAACAUUUUUCUGUACAAUUCAUUUCCAAAUCGGAACCUUCCAAUGGGAAACAAAACAACAAAGACAGCCCCCUCCCAACACGUAGCCUUAUAUAUCUUGUUGAAGCGAGCACUGCUAGAGAACACCUAUUAAGUCCGGUACGGCGCACGAGGGAGUUCUGUGGCUGGCAUCACUCCCAGCCGCCUUUGUCUCUCCAAUACUCAUACUUUACAAGCUACUUAUUUGAGGCUGAGUCGACCAAGGGGAGGCCCAGGACCUGGUUCAGGUAUCUUCGGUCGCCGGGUUCCGUAGUUCGGUGCAAGGAACCACUUCGCUAUUUAAAAACACUUAUACACACGCAUUAAAGGGAGGAUAUAAACACCACACGUUAAAUAAAGUGUCACGAUGACUUUGUUCAGAUGAGGGAACAAAAUCCCCCCCCCCCCCCACACUUUGUGACAGUUUUUUACGCACUCAAUGUAGCCGAUUAAACUGGCAAUAGUUUAUAUAUAUAUAAAAAAAAAUUCAGAGCACUGUGUUUGUAAGAUAGCCAGAUAUAAUAAGUAUUGAGGCUUUAUUUUGUUGAUCUGUAUAUGUUUGAUCCUCUAGUUUUAUAUGUUGCGGCAUCUCCCUGAAGCACAUUUACUGAUGCCACCUGCCCGUCGUUGGUAAGAGUUUUUUCCUGUAAAGGGUCAAUGUGAAAUGUGGCAGCUUCACGAAUGCUAUGGUGGCGUUUCCUUCGGGCCUACGGUCCAAGGCCUAAGUGGACUCCGCUUACCUUUCUCUAUUUUAUUUAAGAUAUUAAAAGGAUGAUAAUUAAGUUGUUUUUUUUUAAAAUAAGGCAAUCGGUAAUAAAAGGACGGCAGGGGAGGUGGAAGUGGAAAUGCAUUGGUCGGUGGCACUGUGCUUAAAACCGUUAACCUGAGUUAAAUUUCCGAGCCAUGGGCAACAUCGAUUGGUGAGCAAUAUCUGAACUGGCCACUUUCUCCAACACACUCUUUGGUGAGGGAGACCGCCUUCAUCCAGCAGUGGAUCGAGAAAAGGCACCUGUACAUGUAUUUAUUUUCGGCAAAAAAUACUGUAACAAACAAAUCUCGACCUUUCUGAGCCUACGAAUCUAAAUGACACGAGACGGAGGCAACAGAACGAUCUUUGGACACUGUCAGUGAACAUAUUUAUCUCACAAAAGUAAAAAAAAGCCCGAAAAUAAUUAAGCUAAACAGUUAUUUUCUAAGAAAAGAAAAGGUAUAGAGCAAUGAACACUGGGCCGUUGGAGUCAAUGUCUACCCAGCACGUUGUGACGUAGCAACGCUGUCACGCAGGAUAGUGACGUCACUACCCUGUCACUGUGCACGUGGCGUGCAUGUAACGGUCUCUUUAGCUCGAGGACACGAGGCAAUCGUGGUCGUUGCAGAUGAAGCAUACAUAUCCUCGUGUGACCGCUAACGCCUUUGAACAAAUUUUCGUGGAAAUGAUCUUGCACCUUUGUUUUUUUUCAUUUACACAAUGCAAUGUUAUUUUUAUGUUAUUUUUUGUGAACAAUCCACCCCCCCCCCCCCCCCCACGAUAAAGCUUCGCAUGCUUUUCUUGAACCGUCGUCAUUGGUUUUAGGCCCUUUUGAAUAAUACUUAUCUGUUUCUGUCCCUACCUCAUUUUCCCCAUCGUUACUAAAUGUCGUUGGGUUGACCUCAGCAGAGAAACUCACACCCGUGUAAACAUACGGCUUGUGUCUAACGACAUGCAUAUUCUUAGGUUUUUUCGGUAAAGUCACGUAGGUAAAAAAUUAAAAUUACCUACGUGACUUUACCGAAAAAACCUAAGAAUAUGAAUCCUUGCAGUCACGAAAGCUUCAAAUCUAGAAUUAACGACAUGCACUCUGUACAACCACAUUGUUCUUCUGUUAAAAGUUACGAGCAAUGAUCAACGUUGCCCACAACCCGGGUGAAUAAUUUAGGCGUGACGAACAUUCACUCCCCGAUGACUCGAUGAAUUGGCUUGACUCAGAUUCGUGAUUCCCACCUGGAAAUCAAGAACCAAGAGGAUUCUUUUUUUGCCAUUGUGGAUCGUACGGAAUUUCUACUGGCUGCAGGGAUCACGUGAACCCGUCACACAACACACACACACGGUACACACGAUCAAUAAAAAUCUAUCAGGGUGGCAGAGUAGCCCAGCGCUAACACUCGCGCCCCACAGCAAGACGGGCCCCGGUUCGAUUCCUACUUGCGUGGAGUUAGUAUGUUCUCCCCGUGUUCUGCAUGGGGUUCCCUCUCCGGGGUUCUGCAGUUUCCUGCAAUGGCUACAAAAAACACGAUGUAACUUGGUCUUGGACAAACAUCCCCCACAUGCUGACAAACAAAAACAAUCACAGCUCCUGCAAAUUACUCGAUUUGGGAUUGUGUACUGUCGCCCCUAAUGUGACCAUUUGGCUGGCACCCUCCUGGAAGAUAGCAUUGAGACCUCAGUGAGGCAUUGCCCGGGGAUACGGUCAUUACAUUCUUAGCCGUGCGACUCGGUUAUUUUCUCGCGACUCAGCGCUUGCGGUUGUGAGCGCGAGAUUUCAGUCAGUUUGCCUUUACUUUACCGGUUGAGAACCCACGGUAACUACAAAUCUAUUUUUUUUGCAAAGGGGUUGACCAUGGGCCAACGAGUAAAUAACGAACUCAGCAACGUUACACUGUGCAUAGGAGCAGCCUAACAACCAACAACUAAAAUAAGGGGUAAUAUUACGUGAGCAGGGGAGAGGGGUGGUGGUUUUAGAAUGGUAGAGUCCGGCUGAGAAUAAUGAAUCGAUGCACUGUUACCCGCCUAAUGAAUUACCGUAGAAGAAACAAAACGCUACCUUUUUACCGAUUGGUACAUUCCAAACUGCUGCACCUACGCCGCACUUGAAUGUUGAUGAGGCGCUCGUGUCAACGCUGGGCUCACGGUAGGGAUCGAGUGCGUCACGGCGAUGUCCAACGUCACGGCAGUGAGACUCUUAUCACGCAUCCACCUCGGAAUCAAGACACCCAAAAUGACCACGAGGCGGUUGUUGUUUCUGCAGACUGCGGAGAUCGGCGUGGUCCACCUCUGGUUUUUUUUUUGUCCAGCCUCAGGUGAUGGGCCAACCGGCGAUUGAAACGCAGUGGCAAAUGCAUGGCCCUGAUUCAAACGAUGGCGAGCCUUUGCUGGGCUUCUCCUACCAGAGCUGUCUCUGCGUUGAAAUGCCUGCCUGGCCCCUCUGUGUUAAGAGGUCGAUGGGUCUCAUCGAGAGCUUAGAUCACGAAGGGCGUCGUCGGUGCGCGGUGGCGAUUUGCAACCAGCGCUGGGCGAAAGUGGUGGUGACGAAGCCACGUGCUUUCUCAAUGAAGCCACCGGCGUGGUGGUCGCCCACCCGAGAUGGAAAACCCGAGAGCUUGACUUUGUCGCCCCCUCUCUUACAACCUGGAGCCACCGCCACACGCACGAGAGAGUGGCCGUUCUCUCAUUCUGCACAUCAAUCCCACCCACUCGCACCCACCUUCCCCACCUCCUCCUACAUCAUGGCACAUCUUCGCAGGCCUUGAACUGACCCGUCGUCGUUCGCUAGAAAUAAUCGACGGGAUUAGUUGGGGAAGUCGUGGGGGGGGGGGGUGAAUAUAGGCGUUGAGAAACUUGCACAAUGGCUCAGCGACCGGGCGUGCUUUCGCACGGAUUGUGCUAAAUCCUUGGUGCUUCCACGGCUGGGCUGGAGGGGGCUUCUUUGCGUGAAACUUGUCCUUCGCUCGUCGUUUGUAACCGAUGUGGCAGUGGGGGGAGGAGGAGGAGGGGGUAACUGGGAAGUGAGUAAACAAACUUCGUUUCCAACGUUGGACACCCCCCCGCCCCCCGCCGACCUCUGCGGCUGCAAAAUAAAUGACCGCGCGAUCCUGAAAGUUUUCAAUUAUUGCCCGCAGCAUCUUUUUUUUACUUGCUCCCAUUCGAUUACCCUCCUACCGUAUUCAUUUUCUGGUAUUUUGUUGUUUUUGUAUCGAUCUUGGGGGGGGGGGGAGGCGUAAACCAUUGUGCCUGUUGAAACGUUACAAGAAAUGUUUCAGGAAGAAGAAGAACACACAAAAUAAAACUAUCGGGUGGUUGGCCUUGGGGUCCGUUCACCGAUGAUGUUGCAAUGUUAUCGAUGUCGAAUCGUUUGUCAACGUUGUUGAAACCCGCUAUCCUCGCAUGCCAUCUAGUGGCACACAGAUGGCUUCUUAACCUCCCUCCACCCACCCCUCAAAGUGGAUUGAUAAUACAGAGUGCUAACGCGAGUGCCAAGCUGGUGUUGUUGUUGUUGUUUGUGUGGUCAUCAUCAUCAGCACCAUCAUUAUUAUUAUCGUUGCUGGUCAGCUUAUAUAUAUAAAAAGCGUUUUACUUUUUGGGACAAAACCACUCGUGGGGGGGGGGGGGGGCUUGCGUUGCUUCGCCAAAGCUGCUUGCGGAGAGAGAGAGGCAGAGCGAGGCAGUGAUGUUGACAAGACGCAGGAGGCUUUCGCGAACAAUCUCGUCCAUGAUUCAGCUUUUUUUGGUGAGAUCGCGUCAAAAUGUGUCGCCAAAACCCGCCGCCACCCAACACGGCCAAUUAGGAAGGUUUGUCACGUAAACAAAACGUGCCGAUUCGUUACGCGUGUGUUUCAAAGCAAAUCCGCAACAUUGUAAAUGUUGUGUAAACAUUGUAAAUGUUGUAAAUGUUGUGGAUUUGCUCUCUAACACACCGGUGUGCUGUACUAGUAACGAAUUGGCCACGUUCUGUUCACGUGACAAACCUUACAAGUUGGCUGUGUCGGGCAGUGGCGGAUUUAACUAGACAUUUAUAUUUACACGAUCUUACUCCAAAAUAAACCUCGAUUAUGAACAAUCAUGUUAACGUGAAGCAGCCUGCUCGUCCUUCUCACCACCACCAGCCCCAAAGCCCAACAACGACUCGGAAAGACGCGUCCAGUGUUGUGUUAUUUAACUCUCGAGGGGUUCCCCAACUCACUCCCUUUUAGUUGCCCUACUGGACGCGAGAACGCCACGACGCGCACUGAACGUAAAGCGUUACCACUGGACUCUGUGGGGGUCGCAGGGCGUCUCUAAUCAGACUGUGCUGCUUGUGAGAAAAAAAAGAAUGAACAAUGGGAUAUCCUCUUCUUGGUUCUUUCGCUAAAAUCAAUUAGAAUGGAAAUAAAUAAAAUAAUAAAAAUAAAACAUAAUAAAAUAAUUCUCACGACGUUUCGGCCACAACGCAAGCAGCCGUCCUCAGGUGGAGAACAGGUCUGUCGAGAAGACAGACCUGUGGCCGAAACGUCGUGAGAAUUACUUUAUUAUGUUUUAUUUUUAUUAUUUUAUCAUUUCCAUUCUACGUGACUUUACCGAAAGAACCAAGAAGAUAAAUCCCUGCAGUCACGAAAGCUUUAAAUCGAAAUGGGAUAUCCAUAAAAGAUGUUUUUUGAGAGUGGGGGGAGGGUGUUCGGGUUAGAUCGCAUUAAAUAGAACUGUGUCGUUAAACCCGGCACCACCCGACGCAGCCAAAAUCGGUGAGCUUUGUCACUUAAACGAAACGUGCCAAUUAGUUCCGAGUUUAGCACGCCGGUUGUGUGUGGUGGAGUUAAACCCACCACGACAUUUACCGUUCGAGUACCGUGACGUUGCACCGGCAAUUACAACAACAACAACAGCAGCAGCCAGCCUCAUCAGGCGACUGCCAGAGAUUUCGAUGUAAAGCUUUCGUGACUGCAGGGAUUCAUCUUCUUGGUUCUUUCGGUAAAGUCACGUAGAAGGGAAAUAA